UGCCAGUUCACCAGUCCUUCAGUUGCCUAGAGAUCAUAAACAGUAGUAGCCAAGCCACUGGAAAGGAUGUGUGGCUGCGCCUCUAGCACUAAGACUACCUCCUAUUCUCUGGAUCAUUCAAAUGAUGUUUCUUCAACCAAAGUUUCCAAGAAAACACUCAAACGCAUUCCAAUUUCCAGGCAGUUGGCUUCUAUAAAGGGUCUAGGAAAAAGCUCUGAUCUGGAAAAAGCUGUGGCUACAGCAGCCUUGGUUUAUGAUAAUGCGGCAGAUGCUGAGGGCAAACUCAGCAAAAGUGAAGCUAAGAAGCUGCUCCUCCUUCAGUUUAUGAAUUUUAUACAGGGUCAAGAAACCAAACCAAAGUACCAGGAAAUGAUGUCUGCUCUUGAUGAGAACAAGAAUGACAAAAUCGAUUUUGAAGAUUUUAUGGUUCACGUGGUUAGCCUCACCUUGAUGUCUGAUCUGCGGCAAGAGAUUCAAAAUGCACAGAAAUCUAAAUGAUUAAGAACAAUAAGUAAACAAACUGGGUUGGGAAAGGGGGAGGUUGGAUUUUUAAAGCAAAUGCUUUAGGGAACAUUUCUAUUCCAGUUGGAAUUAUUUGGGACAUUAUUAAUAUCUAUCAAUGAAUCAAUAUUAUAGACCCAUGAUGGCAAACCUAUGGCAUGUGCACCAGAGGUGGCACACAGAGCCCUCACUGUGGGUACCUAUGCU
Messenger RNA from Thamnophis sirtalis, 708 nucleotides. RefSeq names its product sentan, cilia apical structure protein (gene SNTN). The record is from RefSeq and is a predicted model, not a curated record. Gene Ontology annotation, molecular function: transition metal ion binding; calcium-dependent protein binding; calcium ion binding. Lineage: Eukaryota; Metazoa; Chordata; Lepidosauria; Squamata; Natricidae.